GCCAACAGCUUAAAAAUGGCACAGUGUGUUGAGCAAGCAACCUUCAGUGAGACUUGUUCUUUAGGACUAGAACUCUCUGUGUGCUCCCCUGCUGUCAGUUUUAAAGUGUUCAGCUGCAGAAGAGUGCUGGAAGAAACACAAGCAGUUCUUAAGAAGGGGCUUAUACUGACACAGGUGCAUGGACAUUCGUCCCAUGGUGAGACAGACUCCAAGUGCCCCCUUAUGGUAAAAGUAUUGGAUGCAGUGAGAGGAAUCCCCGCUGGCAAUUUGCUAGUGAACGUUUUCAGGCAGACAGACGGAAACUGGGAGCUGAUCACUAGUGGGAAAACCACCGAGCUUGGAGAAAUCCAUAAUCUCACCACAGACGAACAAUUCACAGAAGGAGUCUACAAAAUUGAAUUCGCGACAAAGGCUUUCUGGGGAAAACUUGGCCUUUCUCCAUUCCAUGAAUACGUUGAUGUGGUGUUCACAGCUAAUGAUGCCGGGCAUCGCCACUACACUAUUGCGGUUAUGCUGACCCCCUACUCCUUCUCGUCCACUGCUAUUGUCAGCGAACCACACGAUGAUCUGCAAUGAAAUGGUCUUCUUUUACUGAUUAAACAUAAUACAGUGUUUUUUAACUAACAUUAUUCUUUUUUAAUCUUUGUACAACUUCUUCCAGUCCAGUUCUAGGUUAUGUUAACCACUGCUUAAUAAACCACUCUUCUGAAACUAA
Xenopus laevis (African clawed frog) is the source of this 715-nucleotide messenger RNA. It is a transcript of the gene ttr.S, whose product is annotated as transthyretin S homeolog. The transcript is spliced from 4 exons. The record is from RefSeq and is a predicted model, not a curated record. Lineage: Eukaryota; Metazoa; Chordata; Amphibia; Anura; Pipidae. The coding region runs from base 16 to 576 and encodes 186 amino acids.